CCGCCCAGUGUGAUUACGAUAGCGUCAGCGCACUGGGAGACGACGAUCGGGCGCAGGUGCCAUGGAAGGAACGAUGCCUAACACAUCGGAACCUAAGGCUCGUCAUGCAGCUGCCCGUGCAGAUUCGGGGAGGUCUCUUUCGUGCUUCAGCGUCGACGAGAAUGUUCAGGAUUUGCUUUGGGACGAGGACGUCCAAAUGGAGGAGCUCCUCGACUUCUCAUUCGACCACAUCGACAAGCUGGCAGAACGCCGGGGCAAGACAAUCACGAUCACCGAGAAGUGGCGCCUCUGGGAUUACGUGCAGCGGAUGAAGCGCGAGCAGCCCUACUGGAUAACCAAGGAGUCGGUGCCCUGGGAUGAGCUCGAGGCCAAAUACGCGCUCCACAGCCGCUCUCUGUCGUCCGACUCCUUGCGUGGUGACCUGCAGUUCUCGAGGAGUGGGCCGUCUACGCCCACGCCACUGAUGCAUUCGCUGAGGAAACCACUGGACAGGAAGGGGUCGGCAGCUUCUCGUGGUGGUGCCGCCACUGAGGCGAGUCUUAGCAUGAAAUGCAUCGGAACUUCCAAUUGCGGCACACACUUGCAGGCGGAUAAUAUUCGUCGCUUCUUUCACUGUGCAAUUAAUGCGACUUUUCGUCAGCAAUAUUUAUAG
This is a messenger RNA of Rhipicephalus sanguineus (brown dog tick), 652 nucleotides long. RefSeq lists its product as uncharacterized. The transcript has 3 exons. The record is from RefSeq and is a predicted model, not a curated record. The coding region runs from base 62 to 652 and encodes 196 amino acids. NCBI's taxonomy places the organism in Eukaryota, Metazoa, Arthropoda, Arachnida, Ixodida, Ixodidae.